AUGGUUGUCGACAGUCCAGGCGCAUUGAUUCACGGAUUUCGCCUUGGGUCUGUCGUGGAGGUUGAUGGUGCAUCUUUCAACGACAGGCUGGGCCAAGUAGUGGCUUUCUCCGAGAAGGAUGGGGUCUUCAACGUGACCCUGCUCAAUGGCUCCACUCGCCAGGCACGGCCGGAUCAGAUGAGGCAGAGCGAAGGCAGAAGACCUGGACACGGCUCUGCAGGCUUCGAUGUGCUGCUGGGCCCGAGGCAUCGACAGGACUUCUUGGCAGAAGAGGUUGCUACCUGCCUGGUAGAGAAGGGUUUUUGCGUCUUAAAGAUGUGCCAACCGCAGCAGGAAGUUGAGCAGGCGUUUGACUACGUGAAGAGCUUGGCCCAGUCUGGGAAGCUCGAUCGGCUUCCGGAAGAGGUGGAGGAAGGCUACCUCGGUGAAGGUGCCAGGGCGCGUGUUGCCUGGAUGGACCCAAGCGAUCGGAACUCGUUGCAGGACAAGAUUCUGAAGGAAAGCGAUGAGUUUGUGUCGACGAUGGCAGCUUUGCUCCAGCCCUACUGUGAAGAUGCCUUGGGAAAGGUAGUGGAUGCGAGAACACCUGGCCUGGUGAGCCUUUCGUUCCCACCUUCAGAGGAUGUGGAGCCCCAGCCCACAGAGGAUUACAUUCUUGCAAGCUUUUACUCCACAUGGAGGCGAAGUCAGCUGAAGAUGAUGCACUUCCUUGGGCCCGGAGCUGCUCAGGUGAAACUGAAACCGAAGGAGGAUGACACGGCUGGCGAAGAAGCUGGCCACCAGGAUUCGGUGCAGAUAUCUGCCGGAUCAAACACCAUAUUGAUCUUCCGUCCUGGCAUGUUCGACCUGGAAUGCAGAACAGAUGAGGAGACACUGAUGCUUUCAGCAUCUUUGCUCGAGCAUGUGGACCCGCUGAUCCUGACUGGCAACGAAGUCGGCGACCUCGACUGGCUGCGGUGUGUUGAAGGCCCACCUGGUCCAGAAGGCCACGCCAUCAACGUGGUGAACCUGUCAAGCCGGCUUAUGGCCAAGUUUGACGAGCCCGAAGCGUACAGGGCCGGGCUGAGUGCUUGCACGGACACAGGGGUGGAAAUUCCAAUAACGCGCUGGGACAUUUCUGUUUACUACUGUGAAGACCCGGAUGAGGCUCAGCCUUUCCAAUCGGUGGUCAAGCAUCAGUCGUACGUCGAGGGUAUCGAACUUUUUGACCACAAGUACUUCCAAAUUAACAUCAACGAGGCACGAGGUAUGGACCCCAUGCAGCGGCAUGUGCUGGAGGUCGGUGCUCAGAACCUCUUCAAGAUGGGGAUCACGAAAGAUAUUGCAAGCCGAACUCCGCAUCACGCUGGCGUGUCUGUUGGCCUGGACAAGGAUGACUACGACUCACUCCCCAAGACUCCUGAACUGCAAGGCUCGGCGAACGUCCAAGCCAUCAUUGCAAACCGCUUCAGCUUCAUCUUCAACCUCAAAGGUCCGAAUUAUGUUGCUGACACCGCUUGCUCGGCUUCGCUCACAGCCACGCAUCUGGCCAAGUUCAUGCUCAGAGAUCAGACGAUAGACAAGAUUGAGUUCCAUAUCGCUCUUGGUAUUCAUCAGUGCUUGUCGCCAUUCCCUUUCGUGGGCAGCUCGCAAACCCACAUGACCUCCGCGCGAUGCCGUACGUUCAACGCCACAGCUGGUGGCUACAUGCGUGGUGAUGGCUGCUCCGGCCUGACGCUCAAGCCCGGCGACUUGCCAGACGAGCGCGAUGCCAUUUGGCGCGGCUCCAUGGUCGGCCAAAACGGCAAGUCAGCGACUCUCACAGCCCCGAAUGGCAUCUCGCAAGAAGAGGUCAUCUGGAAAGCCAUUCGAGAGGCCAAGAUCUCUCCGACUGAGUCCUGUGUCUGGAGCUGCCACGGAACGGGGACCUCGCUAGGAGAUCCCAUCGAAGUUGGCGCAGUUCGCAAGAUCCAGAACAAGGAGCAGCGCGACACAACGCUACUUGUCGUCACGAACAAGUCACAGACUGGGCAUUUGGAAGGUGGAGCUGCCAUGACAUCUUUGCUGGCAGCAGUGUUCCAGGUGAAGGCUUCGUCUGCGAUACCCUGCUGCCACUUACGUCAGCUAAAUCCGCACCUGGACCAGACCAAUUUCAAUGCAGUGUUCAACAGCGAGUUGAACUCCUAUCAGUACUCGCAGGGCAACGUGCACGUCUCCUCCUUCGGCUUCGGUGGCACAAAUGCCCACGCCAUCUUCUGGGGAGAGAACGUUUACCAUGCACCAAGCAAUGCAGAGCUCUACCAGAAACGCAUCUGGAGCAUGUCGCCGCCAGAAGUGAGGGUCAAUGGAAGUGACCCUGCUUUGUGGGAUUGGGACGGUCCGGACCAGGUGAUUCUCCCAGGGGACAAGUACUCCAUCGAAAUGAAUCCUGACGAUCCACCCAACGCUCCGCAGCGGUGGUUCAAAGAGGACACCGGGGUUGAGCACGACGAGGGCGAGGAUGAGGUCUACUGCCUCACAGGCCCUUUCAAUGAAUGGGAUCUUGAGCAGAUGGAGGACGGACCAGUUCCGGGUCUCUGGACCCUAACGGUCAAGGUGCCAAGCAGUGGACAGGUGGAAUUCCGCAUCUUAAGGAAUGGGAACGAAGACGAGGUCAUCUAUCCUGAUAUGGACAAGUGCUCUCAAAAGCUCACGCCCAUUCAUGGGCCCUCGAAAGAUGAUCAGAGGAACGCCAAGAACACUUGGCUCGCCGAAGGAAUUCCAGGCUCCAGCAUCAAAGUCGAUUUCUUUACAUGCAGAGGAAUCCGCAGCAUCAACUGGAUGCAGGCCACUCCUGUACUUAUGUGA
Molecule: messenger RNA, 2826 nt
Organism: Symbiodinium sp. CCMP2456
Lineage: Eukaryota; Dinophyceae; Suessiales; Symbiodiniaceae
Source: the annotation of a GenBank genome assembly